Thalassophryne amazonica is the source of this 3500-nucleotide messenger RNA. It is a transcript of the gene mark1, whose product is annotated as MAP/microtubule affinity-regulating kinase 1. Gene Ontology annotation, cellular component: cytoplasm. The transcript has 18 exons. Gene Ontology annotation, molecular function: tau-protein kinase activity; ATP binding; protein serine/threonine kinase activity. Gene Ontology annotation, biological process: intracellular signal transduction; microtubule cytoskeleton organization; protein phosphorylation. NCBI's taxonomy places the organism in Eukaryota, Metazoa, Chordata, Actinopteri, Batrachoidiformes, Batrachoididae. The record is from RefSeq and is a predicted model, not a curated record. Bases 367 to 2697 code for a protein of 776 amino acids.
AGGGGGGGAGAUCCAUCAUAGAGAUGCGCUGCGCAGACCGUCCGCUCCCCGACCGACGCAUCUUCCUGGCCUGCCCCUUCCCUCUCUCUCUCUCCCGCUCACUGCCUGUCUCUCGCUCGCUCCCUGUCUGUCUGUCUUGCUGCUAGCUUACCUGACGCCGGGAAGCACACAAAGCCAAUAAGAACCGCUGGCUGGUAUCAGCCGGGCCCUGAGCGCACUAUGCGGCGGUAAAGACCGCUGUUUGCGGUGUUAUCAGGGGAUGUAGAAGGAGGCGGAGAGGAAGAGGCGCCGCUCUCCCCGUCGGACUGCGCCGUGUCUGCUCUGCCCAGCCCGCUGCAUCGCUGAGCGGCCUGCCAAGCGCACAAGAUGUCGACCAGAACGCCAUUGCCCACAGUGAACGAGCGGGACACCGAGAACCACUCCUCGGUGGAUGGCUUUGCUGAUCCUCCAGUACCCCCAACAAAGUCUGCAAGUCGCCACAGCCUACCACGAUGCCGCAACUCUUUCACUUCCACUGAGGAACACCCACAUAUCGGCAAUUAUCGCCUUCUCAAGACUAUUGGGAAGGGGAAUUUUGCCAAAGUCAAGUUGGCACGACACGUCCUUACAGGGCGAGAGGUUGCAGUGAAGAUUAUAGACAAAACCCAGCUGAAUCCCACCAGCCUUCAGAAGCUCUUCAGGGAAGUCCGAAUAAUGAAGAUAUUAAAUCAUCCAAAUAUAGUGAAAUUGUUUGAGGUGAUUGAGACAGAGAAGACACUUUAUUUGGUGAUGGAGUAUGCCAGUGGUGGAGAGGUAUUUGACUAUCUGGUAGCUCAUGGCAGAAUGAAGGAGAAGGAGGCCAGGUCCAAGUUCAGACAGAUUGUAUCCGCAGUGCAGUAUUGUCACCAGAGAAGGAUAGUACACCGGGAUCUAAAAGCUGAAAACCUGUUGUUAGAUGCAGACAUGAACAUCAAAAUAGCAGAUUUCGGAUUUAGCAACGAAUUCACCGUGGGCAGUAAAUUGGAUACGUUCUGUGGCUCCCCGCCCUACGCUGCUCCAGAACUCUUUCAGGGCAAGAAGUACGAUGGACCAGAGGUGGAUGUUUGGAGCCUUGGGGUUAUCCUCUACACCCUGGUCAGCGGCUCACUGCCUUUUGAUGGACAGAACCUAAAGGAGCUGAGAGAGAGGGUUCUGAGGGGAAAGUACCGCAUUCCUUUCUACAUGUCAACAGACUGUGAAAACCUGCUGAAAAAAUUACUAGUUCUCAACCCUGUCAAACGAGGCAGUUUGGAGCAAAUCAUGAAAGACCAUUGGAUGAAUGUGGGUCAUGAGGAGGAGGAGCUAAAACCUUACAUUGAGCCUGAGGCAGACUUCAAUGACUCAUCCAGAAUAGAGCUCAUGGUGACGAUGGGCUUCCCGAAGGAUGAGAUCACAGAUUCUCUGCUUGGACAGAAGUACGAUGAUGUCAUGGCCACUUACCUACUGUUGGGCAGAAAAGCUCCAGAGUUUGAGGGGAGUGAGCCCCUGACUAACAGCAUCCUGGGUCAGCGACAGCGACCGACCAGUGACAUCAACAACAGCUCCAGCAUUUCUCCUGCUCACCCUAAGGUCACACGCAGCAUCUCGGCCAAUCAGAAGCAGCGUCGCUACAGUGAUCAUGUGGGUCCAUCUGUGCCCCCUGCAGUCUCGUACACAAAGCGUGGCCAGGCCCUGAGUGUGGAAAGUGACCAUAGAGAGGAGUGGGACGGAGCUCGUCGGCUGGAGCUCAACACCUCAAAAGGAGAUGUUCCUGCCUCCCCACUAGGGGUGCAAGAAAGGAAGAAAACUACUACUGCUGUAGGGACCAAUGGAUCAAUGACUCGUAGGAACACAUAUGUGUGUGAGCGCUCCUCUACUGACCGCUAUUCCGCCAUUCCAAAUGGCAAAGACAGCAGUUUAACCGAGGUGUCAGGGAGCACUCCAUCUACUGCAAUGAGCUCAACACGACCUCGUCACACAAAGUCCAUGUCAUCAUCAGGGCACCCCUCAAAGAGCACACUGCCCCCUAUUGAUGACAACACAGAGCUUAAAGCCAGCUCUUCUCCCCGUGGUCCAUCCACCUCUCCUUCUGCUCACAGCAUCAGCACUCCAGAGAAGAACCGUUUCCCACGUGGUACCACCAGUCGCAGCACCUUCCAUGGGGCUCAGCUCCGAGACCGGCGCAGUGCCACAUACAAUGGCCCCCCAGCCUCACCCACACUGUCCCACGAUACGGGUGCUCUGGCUCAGCAACGCAGAGGAACCUCCACUGGAAUCAUCAGCAAAAUCACCUCCAAAUUUGUCCGCAGGGUGCCUAGUGAGGGAGAGGCCAGUGCCAGGACAGAAACACCAAGGAGUGUAUCAGGUGACGCCAAAGAGGACGGGGGUCGAGACUCUAAGCCGCGCUCGCUGCGUUUCACCUGGAGCAUGAAGACCACCUCCUCCAUGGAGCCCGCAGAGAUGAUGAGGGAGAUACGAAAGGUCCUGGAUGCCAACAGCUGCGAUUACGAGCAGCGCGAACGCUUCCUGCUAUUCUGUGUCCACGGCGACGCGCGCCAGGACAACCUGGUUCAGUGGGAGAUGGAAGUGUGCAAGCUGCCCCGCCUUUCACUCAACGGCGUGCGCUUCAAGAGGAUAUCGGGCACGUCCAUCGCCUUUAAGAAUAUUGCCUGCAAAAUUGCCAAUGAGCUCAAACUGUGACAGCAGAUGGAGUCCCAGCUGGACUAUGGUGAGCUCUGGUAAUCGUCAUCUCAUCACUGGAUUAGUGUUGGUCUUCAGGACAAAUUUCAGCACUGACGUUCCUCACCGCGCAGAAUCAGGGUGGACCCGGGCUGGUAACAUGCAGUCCUAGCCAUGAAUGUACUGUACAGGGUAGUGGAGAGAUAUGGUAAGGUUUAUUCUCUGUGACGGAGACAUAGCAAAAACAGCAACCCUCCUUUUUGUUUUUUCUCCUUCCGUCCAGCCCUCUCAUCAGACCGCUGCUCCUCAUCAUGGGACACAUUCAUAUAACACAUGCAGUAUGCAACUGAAGACGACCAUCCUGCAAUAACGUUUUCAAUCUCUUUUUUCUAAAUGCCUACUACUAUCACGCUGAAUAACCAUUGAUAUUACUGAAAGCUGAAAUAACCGCUUUUCCACCUGUGUUACAUCAGUAUAUAGUUCAAGCUGGAGCCCGUACUAAAACUAUGUAAAAAGAAAGAGAAAAAAAAAGAGUUGUACUGUAUGCAUAACAUCUGCAGGUACUGUAUUGUACAUUCAUUUUGAGUUCUGUAUAGAAUUGUAUUGUCAAGACUUUUUUUUUUCCAUGGGAUUUUUGUUCCUUCCUAACAUAAGUGAUGUCUUUUAGAUCAUUUUGGUUUGUGAGUUUGUUUUUUUUUCUUUUUUAAGAGCCACCAUACAAAAUAGUGUUUUUAAUUUUAUUUAAAGAGCACUAAAUUAUUUUGUGAAAUAUUAAGGGAUGUAUUCCCUUGCUUUUUAUGUUAUUUGCCUACAAGAAAAGAAAA